ACCGCCGUGAAAAGGGGGGGGAAAGCGGUAAAUCGAGUAGCGCACAAAAAAAAGUAAGAGAGUGAAAUUAUUCGUUCUCCUCCGAAGACGAACGGAACCUUCGUCACAGUUUCUCUCCGACGUCGGCCUCGUAGACUGUUGAAAAGGAUUGAACUUUACCAAGUAGAGAUCAUACUAGAGGGGAGAGACUCAAAGCUAGAACAUUAAUGGAAGAGACCAACCGUGAUGGUGAUGGUGAUGGUGAUGGAGAGCUUUAUCCAUCUGGUGUCGAACAGAUGCCACGUCACCACGGUGAGAAGAGAAAGAGGGAAGGAUUGGUGAGUGGAGAAAGAGAGGCUGAAGAAGUUAUUUUAGUUGGUGACACCAAGGCUAUAAAAAAAUUUGGUUUUGAUGGAGGAGAGCAGUCUUCUCAGUCUCAGAUGUCUUUGUUUAGCAAGCGACAGGCUUUUGAGGUGCAAAACAACAUGAAUCUUAAAGGGUCUUUGGUAAAAGAAGAAUCAGGAGAAGAGCCAGCGAGAGCAAAGCAGGAUUAUUCAACUUUUAAUGACUUUGAUAGGCUGAGGGAAGUAAGAAAUUUCGCAGUUGGUCAGACAUGGGCUCUUUAUGAUGAUAAAGUGGAUGGGAUGCCUAGACUGUACGCUCAGAUCACAAAAGUCUCAGCUCCCGGUUCCUGUCUUAGCGUCACAUGGCUUGAGCCUGACCCAGAUGACAAGGAAGAACUACAGAGCUACGAAAAAGACUUGCCUGUUUCCGUUGGUUGGUUCAAACUCGGGAAAAGCGAGGACAUAAAAGAUCACAGAAGGUUCUCUCAUCUUGUUCAUUGCAACGAAGGAAGCAGCAGCGCAGGUAGAAGAUUCAGCGUUUACCCCAGAGAAGGAGAGACAUGGGCUAUCUUCAAGGGUCGCUACAAACACUCCUGGAGCUACCGGGACAUUGACUGGUCAGCUGAUCCCGAUUCUCACCGUAAAUACAACUACGCAUUUGUCGAAAUCGUGCCAGAAGAAGAUGCUCAUAUAUCUGCUGAUGCACCUGUUGGAUUCCUCCAUAAAGCAAAAGGCUUUACAAGUGUAUUCUGUCGCUUUGCUAAGGAAGUAGCUAAAUCUUACAUUCGUAGUGGCUACACAGAACAGUUCUCCCAUCGUGUUCCGUCGUUUAAGAUGACUGGAGUAGAAGCAGAAGGUGUUCCUCCUCGAGGUGCUUAUGAGCUGGAUCCAGCAGCGUUACCAGAAAACAUCAAAGAGAUUGACGUCCCUUUACAUCUACUAGAGGAGCCUACAGUGUCAAACUCUGAGGAGGAUAACACACAUUCUCAAUGUGUAUACUUUGCUAGUAAAGGAAUAACUUUUCAAACAGGGCAAGUCUGGUCAUUCUGCAGCGGUGACGAUAACUUUCCCCGGUUCUAUGGCAAGAUUCAGAAGAUCACGUUUGUUCAGGCCUUUGAGCAAGACCCUGUAGUUAAAUUGAAUAUAGGUCGUCUUAAGGCUAGACCUAUCAAAGGCGUGAUCCAGUGGAUUGACAAGGAGAUGCCCAUCGGCUGUGGGAACUUCCGGGCGAGAAAAGUUCUCGAGAUAUUCACUGAUCUUGAUUUGUUUUCACGUCUGGUAAGCCAAGACUCCUCUGGAGAUGGGGAUGAUUACAGCAUCAUGCCCAAGGCUGGUGAUGUCUGGGCAAUAUACAGAAACUGGAGUGAUGGCAUCAAAGUCGCUGAUCUUCAAUCACAGAGUUAUGAUCUUGUGGAAGUUCUUGAUGAUAAAAUGGACUACAAGGUUUUGCUCUUGGCUCCUGAUGGUGGCUUUGAAUCAGUUGAUUCUAAGGGUUGUGGUUCGGUGUAUGUGGCUGCUGCUGAGCAUUGGAUGGAUGGCGAGGACGUGAGAUUCACGAUUCCGAAAUGUGAACUGCUUAGAUUCUCGCAUCAAGUUCCUACUUCGAAAGUAACAAAGGAGAUGCAUGGAGCUUUGCAAGAAGUCUAUGAACCUAGUUUCGAGGUAUUGCCUGUUAAGUUGAUUCUCUGACUUGUAGAGCUGAGACAACACAGUGAAAAGGAAGAGCAAAGAUUGACCUUUUUUAUGAUGAAGUCACUGAACUUUCUUCAGGUUGAGUAGUCUCUUGAUUCAUUGUUAACUCCCUUAUCUAUAAAGUAGGAGUUAUCUGUAGUUUGGUGUGAAACUGUGUUUUUGUGGUGAAUUAAUCCUUACGUUGGCCUUUAGGUGUGGUUUCAUAUUAGUUGAAAAACAAGACUAGAAACGUUUAAUGUUCAAAACUUUUUG
Molecule: messenger RNA, 2267 nt
Organism: Brassica rapa (field mustard)
Lineage: Eukaryota; Viridiplantae; Streptophyta; Magnoliopsida; Brassicales; Brassicaceae
Source: RefSeq, a predicted model, not a curated record